Cylindrotheca closterium is the source of this 1671-nucleotide messenger RNA. The record is from the annotation of a GenBank genome assembly. NCBI's taxonomy places the organism in Eukaryota, Bacillariophyta, Bacillariophyceae, Bacillariales, Bacillariaceae.
AUGGGUAACGAAUCCUCCACCUUCACCCGCAAAGGGGGCUCGAAAAGAGCUUCAGCAGACAAAUCAAGGGGCCAAAAGUCAAAGGGACAGGGUACACGCGCGAAAGAAUCUCGCUCCGGUGGAGAAGCUUCAUCAGACGGUAAAGGCGCAGAUCAGUCAACUAAAGAGAACUCUAAUGGAGACUCUAGAAGGGUAGUCACUAUGGAACCAAGUGCUCAUACAUUUGCUGGAACUUCGUCAGCGCGACGAGAUCGGUCGGAGCCUGUCAUGAUUACAGAUGCACUUGCAGAUGUUCGAGUGAAAUACCACAUAAAUCCUAAGGAACUUGGUCAUGGGCAUUAUGGUGUAGUGCGAAAAUGCAUGGAUCGUGAAACCAAAGAGUGGUUUGCAAUAAAAUCCAUUCGAAAGUCAAAAGUAUCAAAAAUUGAAGUUUUGAAGCGUGAAAUUCAAAUACUGAAAGAAGUCAAACAUCCAAAUAUUAUUGCAUUGAUUGAUGUAUUUGAAGAUGCAAAGUACCUGCACCUUGUAACCGAGCUGUGCACGGGUGGAGAACUCUUUGAUCGUAUCAUCGCCAAGACUCAAUCUGCAGAAGGUCAUUUUUCAGAGCAUGACGCAUCGCAACUUGUCCAGGACAUUCUAGACGCUAUUGCAUACUGUCAUGACGUAAAAGGAAUUGUUCAUAGAGAUUUGAAACCUGAGAAUUUUCUCUUUCUUACGGAAGCAGAAGACGCUCCGAUCAAGAUUAUUGACUUCGGUUUAUCGCGACACAACGAUGCCAAUCAAGGAAUCAUGAAAACAAAAGUUGGAACUCCAUACUAUGUUGCACCGGAGGUUUUGAGGAGGGAGUACACGAAGAGUUGUGAUAUUUGGUCGAUCGGUGUAAUCACUUACAUUCUCCUAUGUGGCUAUCCUCCAUUUUAUGGUGAUUCAGAUGCCGAAAUUUUUGAUUCAGUACGGACUGGAAAGUUCGAUUUUCCAUCGCCAGAAUGGGACAACAUAAGCUCAACCGCCAAGGAGUUUGUGAGGUAUUUGCUGCAAAAGGACCCAAGGGAAAGGCCCACAGCACUCCAAGCGAUGAAUCAUAGAUGGAUUCAAAUGCACGCGUCAGUAGACGAGAAAGUAGACGAAAAACCAAGCUUGCUAAGAAAUACUGAUCGUGGGACGACUUUCCGAAAGUUUCUUGCGAUGCAAAAGCUGAAAAAAGCAGCUUUGCUCGCGAUAGCUUCGAGUUUAACCCAAGCUGAAGUUGGCUCCCUCGGAGACAUAUUCUGCCGAAUAGACCAGUCAGGGGAUGGUGUUAUUACACUUACGGAACUAGAUGAUGCCAUCUCUCGUGGUAGCUUCCCACAGGAAAUCCAAGCAGAUAUAAGCACAUUGAAAGAAGAGCUGCGACUCUCUGAUACUGAUACAUUCAGUUGGAAGGCAUUCUUGGCCGCCACCAUGGACAAGAGUCUUGUGAUACGCGAAGACAAGGUCAAAUUUGCUUUUGAUCACUUCAAACAUUCAGACACAGAUUAUUUGAUAUUGGAAGAUUUUGUGGCCAUGUUUAAGUCUGAAGCACAAGCGAAAGAAAUUUUUGUAUUUUUGGACAAUGACUGUGAUGGGAAAGUAUCGUUUGAAGACUUUAGGAAUGCCAUGGAAGAAAAUAUUGAAAUUGAGAACGAAGAGUAA